UGUGUGUGUGUGUGUGUGUGUGUGUGUGUGUGUAAAUAGUAUGGGGAACCCGAAAAGUGAGAGAAAAAGAAAUGAAUUUCAGAAAACAGUGAAUAAGAGAGUGAAUAUUAGAAAGUAAAAUUUAUAAAAUUGAAAAAAUUAGAAAAAUGAAAAUUAGAAAAAUGGAAAUUAGAAAAGUGAAAAUUAGAAAAGUGAAAAUUAGAAAAGUGAAAAUUAGAAAAGUGAAAAUUGGAAAAGAGAAAAUUAGAAAAAUGAAAAUUAGAAAAAUGAAAAUUAGAAAAGUAAAAAUUAGAAAAGUGAAAAUUAAAAACAAAAUGAAAAUUUGUGAUAGUCAAAAAAAAAAUUAACAAUAAACAUUAAGAAAAAACGAAAAAUAAAAAGAAAGAAAAAGAAAAGAGAGAGGAAAAUAAUGACUCAGAAUUAUGGAAAUAGAGGAAAAGGCAAGAAAAAAAGAGAACUGACAGCGCUGAUCACUGAAGAGGAUGUUCAGAAGAUGCAAUGCACAUCACAUGAAGACUGGCGAAUAUCAACGUAAAAGACAGUUAUAAGAUAACCUCAGAGGAAAAGUUAUCAUAGUAAAGAAGACCGAUAACAGAUAACCUUGAAGUAUCUUGAAAUCUCAGCCUGAAGAUGAAAAGGAAGAAUUCUGGAACAAUUCUGGACAUCUCAAGAAACGUAAAAUCGGCCAUCUUAAUUUUUUUUAAAUAUCAUGAUUACCUUCGUGGCAAUUAUUUAAUUUGAAAAAAUCCAUUUAAGUAAUAUCUUUCUUUUUUUAAAUUACUAAAAAUUAUAGUAAUCCUUUCAUUACCAAGUUGUUACCACGAGCACUUGCGAAUUUAUUAAGCAUUAAUGAUUUCCAUUAGUAAACUAAUACCUUAUUUUUACAUUAGUGUAAAGGGCUAAACCCGUGUGUGCUAUUCAGCCCAAAGGGCAAUUGGUGGGUCGAUCAUUCGGCCGCUAAUCGUUAGACGGAGAUGUAACAACCCAUCAGGUGAUGUGGACACUGUGGGAGCGACCUUCCUGACGCUGAUGGUGAGAAAUAGUGCCACAAUCCUUUCCGACGGCUUUUGUCAUAGUUCAUAAUCCUGUGGUAGUGAGACCUAUGUAGAAAAAAAAUAGCAAGGUGUUGUGGAGACCCAGUCCUGAGACCACUAAUAGCAGGUCGGUCCCUGAAAAGUUGGGUUGGUCAGGAGGAGUGUGCAAACUGUCUUGCUUUCGGUACGUGGAGUACAUGGGAAAAGCAGAUAGCAGAGGGCUGGGAAAUCCAUACAUUCUAUCUGCUGCGAAGUACUGUCUAUUCGACAUAGAUUAAGGACUAACGUGUAUUAUCUACGCAUCAGAGUCAAUGAUAGUAAAGCAAAAGGCUCUCUGCUUUGUUGUAUGAACUCCUUACCCAUACAUAGAGACGCAGACUGGCAUACAAGCUCUUUGUUUCUCAUUUCCUUUGUCUCAUUAUGACAGUAAACAGCUCGGGCCACAUCGAGCUCAACCAGGGCGGUGCUACCUCGGCCGUCCUGACCCCCAGCGUGGAAGACAUUCUUGAGCGUUGCAACGAAGAGUUUCUAAGUCUCUGGUACUGGGACAACAAGAGCAGCCUGUGGGAGAAUGAGAGCUUCAGCCUGCAGGAGUACUCUCACUGUCAGUACUGCAAUAUCACCGAGGAGGAGUUGGACAUACUCAUCUACUCUGGCAUUUGCAUGCCCUCCCAGUACCCAUACAUAGCUCUGAUUUACAAGAUGUACGCGGCUAUCUUUCUGUUAGCUCUGGUGGGCAACUCCCUGGUGCUAUACACCGUAGCCGCUAACCGCAAGAUGCACACGGUUACUAACCUCUUCAUCGCUAACCUGGCAGUCGGAGACCUGCUUAUUAUGGUGCUCUGUGUACCCUUCUCAGUGGCCUCCAUCAUCGUUCUCCAGUACUGGCCCUUCGGAGAGGUCUUCUGCGUCUUUGUCAAUUACUCUCAGGCAGUGUCGAUCUUCGUGUCUGCCUACACCUUGGUGGCCAUCAGCUUGGACCGGUACCGGGCCAUCAUCUACCCUCUGAGACCUCGCAUGUCUCGUCUGCAGGCCAAGGUCAUCAUAGGCCUGGUCUGGGGGCUGGCUCUUUUCACAACGCUGCCUAUCGCUGUUUUCUCCAGCCUCGACCCUAUAGGUACUUGCCCAGUUUCAAGGGAUGCGUUGAAGAUUGUGGUUAGAGGCACGCACAGCAUCUCUGCUCCUUCUCUAAGGACCCAUGGGGAGAUGUUGUCCGGUCCCAUCGCCUUUGAGGUGUCAAGGUCACUUAAGAGCUUCUUCACCUCCUCCUCAGUUGUUUACAUAAGGAUCUUCCAGUCUUCUGGGAGAGAGGUGUGUAUGGAGCAGUGGCCAGACGAGAAUCUUCGUGUGUACUACACAGUGGCGCUGAUGAUACUACAGUAUUUCCUACCACUCGUUGUGCUCAUCUUCACCUACUCCAGGAUUGCAUGCAAAGUGUGGGGCUGCAAGCCUGUUACUUCCCCUUGCUCAAGAAGUGCUGCAGCUCAGAUGCAGCCUCUUGCCCCUUCAGGGAAAAGUCGGAGCUUUUUAAGGAAGAGUACAAGUGAUCAUCCUCCAGCAAAGAUGAUAAAGAUGACUCUAACGGUAGUAAUGGUGUAUUCUCUGUGCUGGCUACCAUUCAACAUACUCAUGGUGGUGCUGGAUUUAGUGGAGGAGGUGAGAUACUGGCCCCACUUCCACCACCUGUGGUUCGUCUUCCACUGGUUGGCUAUGUCUCACGCCUGCUACAACCCUCUCAUUCUCUGUUGGAUGAACGCCAGGUUUCGAGAGGGAUACCUUCACGUUCUCUACAACCUAAUGCCGUGCUGCAGGGAACGCCUCUCUCGUUCACUGCUGAAACUCCGUCAGUCUUCAGGUUUACAUCGAGCUCACACCUACAGCACGGCCUUCGGCAGUUCUCACAACUCCAGGAACCAGAGGUUCCUUGAGGACUCACGCAAAAGGCGAGAUUCCUCCGGCUCCACUAAAGGCUCCAUGCAGAUGACGAGCACCAAAGACGGAUCUUUCAAGCUGCUUGCCAACAUUAAUCACCAGCCAAGUACUAAUGGCUUCAGGCGGAAGGCAGGGGAGAGGGAACACUCGGACACACACAUCAGGGAGAAUGACACCAGUUUACAGCCUUCCCUCGCCAACACCUGUGUAGGGACAGGUGGACAGUUGCAAGCGUCUGGCUUAGACUUGCCUCAUGAGAUGAUCGAUCGAUACCUCUUUGUCUCAGGAGAAUCUACACUUUGAAACAACACACUUCAGCACUUAACUUCAAGCAGAAAAACAGAAUUGACUUAAGUGUAAAUGUUAAUGUUGUGUUUGUAGCUCUGUUCAAUAUAUAUAUAUAU
This is a messenger RNA of Cherax quadricarinatus, 3370 nucleotides long. Lineage: Eukaryota; Metazoa; Arthropoda; Malacostraca; Decapoda; Parastacidae. The record is from RefSeq and is a predicted model, not a curated record.